UUCAGCUUCUAAGUAAAGAGGUGUUUGAUUUCUCAAGAGGAGAGAUGACUCAAAGUAAGAUAAAGGAGCUUAAACAAUCAUUGAACAGUGAAUUUCAACUCAUUCAUGAGCUAUGCUUAUAUGUACUAUCAGCCUCUCAAAGAACUGAGCUUAUACGUGCAACACUCUUCACAUUGCACGCAUUUCCCUCAUGGAUUCCCCUGGGAUAUAUAUUUGAGUCUCCAUUGCUUGAAACGCUGCUGAAUUUUUUCCCCAUGCCAUCGUAUCGGAAUCUCACUCUUCAGUGUUUGACAGAGGUUGCAGCACUUAAUUUUGGAGAUUUCUACAAUGCCCAGCACGUUAAGAUGUACACCAUAUUCAUGAAACUGUUACAGACCAUGAUUCCUCUUAAUACAAACAUUCCUGAGGCUUAUGCAAUUGGUUCCUGCGAAGAGCAGGCACAAUUUAGAGUUUUUGGGUUUUAUGUUUCUGUAUAUAGUUUGUUUGUUUAUCCUAGUUGUGUUUAUUGUUUACAACAUGCUAUAUAUGCUGCUAGUUUUGGGAAUUUUGUUUCUGAUAGUGGUGUGCUAUACAGCCUAGUUUUGUUUUCUGGUUUGUCUUCUCCUGUAUCAUUGGCUUAG
This is a messenger RNA of Humulus lupulus (European hop), 620 nucleotides long. Its product is annotated as protein EXPORTIN 1B-like. The coding region runs from base 45 to 620 and encodes 191 amino acids. Gene Ontology annotation, biological process: ribosomal small subunit export from nucleus; ribosomal large subunit export from nucleus; protein export from nucleus. Lineage: Eukaryota; Viridiplantae; Streptophyta; Magnoliopsida; Rosales; Cannabaceae. The transcript is spliced from 7 exons. The record is from RefSeq and is a predicted model, not a curated record. Gene Ontology annotation, cellular component: cytoplasm; nucleus. Gene Ontology annotation, molecular function: nuclear export signal receptor activity.